AUGAAGUACCUCAGUCUACCGACAAAAUUCGCUGGCUCACAUAUUGCAAAAAACACAAAGGCAAUGAACGUUUUAUAUCGAAAUUUACAUGCAGCAUUUUUAAACAUACAUUUUGGACAGUUUAGAACAGUUUGUCGGUAAGUUUACAAUCUACAUUUGUUUAAUAUCGAUAGCAGUAAAUAAUUCCGAAGUCUGAAGGUGUCGAUGAAUAAUUUAAACCUUCAUAUUUCAGAUUUUUAGUCAUAAUUUAUAUUUUGCAUUUGAAAUAAGUUGGUUAGGCCACUACAAGUUAAUCUUUAGUUUCUGGUCCGCCGCCCGCGUCCUUUCUCCGUAUUAGCACAGAGUAGAUACUGGACAGAGGUGUAACUGUAUUACGAAACGCUAAUGUUUGAGUGUAACCAAAAGCUUAGCCAGUGCGCUAAGGAGAGGCAUUCACCCCCCCGAAAACUUACAAAAUGGCGGGCAUUUUUUACUAAAAAGAUCGCAAAAAAUUGUUUCGAAAUCAAGGAUAUUGUUUGAAAUCUCGCUCAUUUUUGUUGAAUUAUUUUUAUUUUCAAGUUUGCCUAUGGGAAGAGGUAAAUCUGUGAGAGAUUUGCAGUUUCUUUUUCUUUUUUUUCAACAAAAUUGUUUUCAUAUGAGUGGGAAUUGUAAAUAUUUAGCCAUAUUUUGGUUUAUGGGCUUAGCCUGCUUGGCUAGUUUAGCUUUAAUAUACCUGUAAAUUUGUGUAAAAUAUCGUGGAUCUUUUGUGGAAAGAAAGAAGCUUUGCUUGACAAAGAAUUUGGUUGACAAACGGCAAAAGUUUUCUAUCUUAAGGUACGGUGUGAAUCUUUUGACUAUUAAAAACUUAACACAUUCAUGCUAUUUUUUGCUAUUUGUCUGAUAGUCGGGAAUUAAGAGUGCAGGGGGUUACAUUAGCAAUUGUUAUGUGAAUUCAGAAUAUAGUUAAUGACUUAAUCUAUUUUUACAACUUUAUACUGAUAUUUUAUGCAUGAGUCAAUGUAAACCCCGACCUCCCCCACCCCAGGAUUUGACUUUGACCUUGUUCUAAUAUUCACAAAUGCCCCACAUCCUGGUGACUAUUACAAGUUCCGAAUGUCAAAAAAUGUCCCCUGUACCUGGGGCCUUUGCCGUAACUUAAGACUUUUUAAUUCAACACUCCUAAAACAGUUUACAUUUCAAAUAACUAUGUAUGGACUGCAAUGAACUACUAUGAAUUGCAUUUGAAAAAGGUUUGGCACAAAAAGCACACAAAGCAAAGAUAAUACGAGCUAGACGAUAAAACGCCACUUGAGAUGAACAACCGCUGAAAAAUCAACAACUGGCUCAUUACUAAUCCCUACCCAAUCCCCUUACCCUGGGGAUAAAUAAAUUCUAAAAGCUUCAAAUCCCCCACCCUCUUGGGAGUGUUUUCUGAUCUAAACCCCUACCAAUCCCCAUUAACCCCCACCCUGGCCCGGGGUGGGGGGAGUCGGGGUUUACAUUGACUCAUGCAUUACAGUUGUAUGUAGGCAUACUGUAGUUCACUAAGUUCAGUAGUUCCAUUUAUAAGCAUUCAGCUCAAUCAGCUGUUUCUAUGAUUUAUAUAUUUUGUUGCUAUUUUGGCUGUAGUAACACGGUUGUUUGUGAAUGCUAAUAAUAAUUGGAAUUUAACAGAUGCUUAAUUUAUUUUAUUGUAUGUAUGAAAUAAUAUAGUGUCAUUCUUUUCCAAAAUAAUUUCUAUAUGCACCAAUCAUGUUAAGCAUGCACCUAGAUGGGAGGACAGGCUAACCAUGGCUUUGUAAUAGACUAAUCAAGUAAUAGCUAAUGCCUGCCCAAGACACAGCAUUUUUGACAAUUUUUACCAUUUGUAGAGUGGGCAAGUUAUGAUGAAGAAGCAAAUGAAGAUUGGCAAAUUUGAUAAAAACUCAAAUAUUUUUCAGUGUUCAGUAUUUAAGUAGUGAUUUUGGGUGAAGACCUUCAAAACAUCCUGGAGUUUCCGAAAAUGUUUUUCAUUGGCUCCCCUGGAAAUAUUUUCCAAGAGAUUUUUGCAACCAGCUCCCUAGAAAUGCAUAAUACAGUUUUUAAGCCAAAUAUUUUGGUGACAACAUUCCUUUGAAAUGGAUUUUUAUGUCCCUUUUAAGUUCCAAGGUCUUCACCCCUGGGUGUAUUGAUUAAAAAUGCUAGCAAGAUUGUUGGUCAACCUUUUAUUUUUGUACUCAAAAUAAUUUUCCCCAUGUGCAUAUAGGCAUACCAGAUAACUUCAGCCUGUGUAUGCAUGGGUUGGGGGUGAAUUAAUGGUUGAAUAAACAUUGGACAUUUUCACUGACACUGUUAAAAUUCUUGAGCCAUAUGCACCAUAGAAGGAACUAAUAAUGUGCGAGUGUGACAAUUUCACUUCCCCUGGAGGUAGAAGUGAGGAUAUAGGCCAGAGUGUCAGAGGUGAAUCUAUAGAUUCAGGUUUUUGUUUCCUGUAAUAGAGGUAAUAAUAAGCCAUUGGAUUCUACAUCAGCUGCAUGUAAAGGCCCUCCUGAAGAAUUUUUCCAGCCCCCCAACUGUUUACCUCCAGUUUUUUCAGCAUACAUUAUCCUACAUGUGUCAGUGUUAAGCUCCGGAGUGUCAGACAAAUAAUGGUAAAAUAUGAACAUUUGAUAAAUGUGGAUAUAUUGAAAAGACUGAAAAAUACACUGUUUACAUCAAUUGUUUGAAUGUUAUACUUUUCUUCGAUUUCUACAAUUCAAUGUUAUCUGCUGUUAUAAAUCAUAUUCUAUUUUUGCCUCCUCUGCAGGCAACUCUGUAUUGUUUUGUAUAACAGAUUUUCAACUCUUAUUUGUUUUGUAUUGUAAAUGCAUUUUGUAUUAUUACAAAACAAUACAGAGUUGCCUAUUAUACAAAACAAUACAGAGUUGCCUGUGGAAGAGGCUAAUUCUACUUAAAUAUAUAUUAACCCAGAACUCUCUCCUUGACAACUAAAAUCAUCUGGCAUUAGACAGAAAAUAAUAAAGUAGGGUGCAAUGUGACCCAAUGGGUUAACUAGAUACAUCAUGGGCAGAUAGGCCAGUUAACCCACUAAGUGCCAGAGGUCUCCCCUUGACGAGUAAAAUCGUAUAGCAUUAGACAGAGUAAAAUAAUCUGGCGUUAGACAGAGUAAAAUAAUAAAAUAGGGCGCAUCAGUGCACAAUGCGACUCAAUGGGUUAGAGAUGAACAGACGGUCAAGUCUGUUCUGCACAUAUGUACCUUCUGAUGUAAACAAUUGGUAACAUCAAGGUGUUAUACAUAGGGUUAUACAUGGUGGUCAACAUUACAUGUAUCAACACUAAUGACUUCGGGAGCAAGCAAAUGAGGCUAAAUUGCAUGUAUUCGCCAGCAAACAUGAGGUCAAGACAUAUAGUGAAAAAUUUACUCACACCGGUAACUGUUUCCUUUUAGAGUUGACCACCAUGUGCCGAGAUGUUGCAUCACAACACAUGAAAGUAAAGAAUACCCAACUUUCACAUUGUUUCAGCAUCUCAUUCAGAAACUCUAAUCAAAAUUCAUUUAAAGAACAGCAACCUGAACGAUGUGAAAUAUGAACUAUGUACAUCAUAUUUUUUUAAUAUAGCGUGUAUGAAAUGUAAAAAACCAACAUCCCUCACAUUUUAUGCUUUUUAUCACUAUUUAAACAGGGUGCCAUACUGCUAUAGUUUCAAAUAGUGAAAUCUUGACUGAUUUCUGCCUAAGUAUUUCACAAAAUAUUAAAUACAACGAUAUCCAGCUGCACAUAAGUUAUUAUACCAUUUACAUUUCUUCUAAAUCCUUUAGACAUGGCUCAAAUGAGUAUUAAUUUCUCGGUAAUUUCGGAAUUGGGCUAUUCCAUUUAAUAUCCGUACCCCCCCCCCCUGUCGAGGAUACAUGUUUUUCAUUGUCAUACCCCUGAAGAAUUCCAAGCUCAAAACUGUUUACCCCUGAAGAAUUCCAAAAUUCCAAGCUCAAAACUCUUUACCCCUGAAGAAUUCCAAGCUCAAAACCUUUUACCCCUGAAGAAUUCCAAAAUUCCCCACCCUCUUGGGAGUGUUUUCUGAUCUAAACCCCUACCAAUCCCCAUUAACCCCCACCCUGGCCCGGGGUGGGGGGAGUCGGGGUUUACAUUGACUCAUGCAUUACAGUUGUAUGUAGGCCUACUGUAGUUCACUAAGUUCAGUAGUUCCAUUUAUAAGCAUUCAGCUCAAUCAGCUGUGUCUAUGAUUUAUAUAUUUUGUUGCUAUUUUGGCUGUAGUAACACGGUUGUUUGUGAAUGCUAAUAAUAAUUGGAAUUUAACAGAUGCUUAAUUUAUUUUAUUGUAUGUAUGAAAUAAUAUAGUGUCAUUCUUUUCCAAAAUAAUUUCUAUAUGCACCAAUCAUGUUAAGCAUGCACCUAGAUGGGAGGACAGGCUAACCAUGGCUUUGUAAUAGACUAAUCAAGUAAUAGCUAAUGCCUGCCCAAGACACAGCAUUUUUGACAAUUUUUACCAUUUGUAGAGUGGGCAAGUUAUGAUGAAGAAGCAAAUGAAGAUUGGCAAAUUUGAUAAAAACUCAAAUAUUUUUCAGUGUUCAGUAUUUAAGUAGUGAUUUUGGGUGAAGACCUUCAAAACAUCCUGGAGUUUCCGAAAAUGUUUUUCAUUGGCUCCCCUGGAAAUAUUUUCCAAGAGAUUUUUGCAACCAGCUCCCUAGAAAUGCAUAAUACAGUUUUUAAGCCAAAUAUUUUGGUGACAACAUUCCUUUGAAAUGGAUUUUUAUGUCAAAAUUUUACUACAAAAAUGUGGGCAAAGCCACAGUUGUAAUUAUGUCUCAUAGUCCUAACCACCCGCCCGCUCGCGUCGUAAACGAAGGUAAGGCCAUAUAAAAAAAAAUAGUUGGUUAGCGUCCUUAGCUUUUGCCAAAAAGUGGGCGGGCGGGCGCUUUUUUUUUAAAUUUUUACUAAUUUUUAACGCCUUGGUUUUACUCACUGUUAGGUCCGAAACUGGAUUUUCUUGCGCAGUACAGAUAUUUUUUUAUAUAUUUCAAAAUAUAAUGAGGUUCGUACCGUCAUUUUCGUACGCAAUUUCGCAAAUUAUUAACACAAUUGACUACUGUCAACAGAAAUACUACAUAUAUUAGAGCCCGUUGAUCAAUAAAAGUCGGGGGUUUUUAAAAUAAAAAAUAAAAAAAAAUCCUGAGCGGGGCCUUUUUUGUGGGCGGGCGGGGACGCUAACCAACUAUUUUUUUUUAUGUGGCCUAAGGCCGGACCAGAAACUAAAGAUUAACUUGUAGUGGCCUUAGUUGGGAAACCACCAUUGUGAUGGCGUUUCAAUAUACUUGUUGAGCAGUUUAUAAGGGGCGACAUCCAUACUCACAUUGCCACGCAAAACGUCAUUUUGACGUUUUGAGUGGGUGGGUGGGUUUUCAAGAGUCAGUUUGAAGUUUGCGUGGCAGUUUGAUUUUUUUUAUAUCAGAAAAUAUUGAACACAUGUGCAGAGAUGAUUUUGGAUGUAUAUGUAGAAGUUAAGUUGAAGUAUUUGUGUAUUUCACUGCACCAAAGGCUUUAAAAUACGUUAUGAGUUUUCGCGAAAAUACGACAAAUGUUUAAUAUAGGUAUUAAUUUUGUAUCAUUAUUUAAAACUACAUAGGCAUUAAUUUGAAGCAUUAUUACUUACAGGUAACACCUUUGAGGCCUCCCUUUAGUUUUAAUAACAAUAUACACUUGACGUUUUCAGCACUGGGUGGGUGGGUCAAAAUGAAAACGUCAAAAUGACGUUUUGCAUGGCAAUGUGAGUAUGGAUGUCGCCCCUAAACAAUAGUAAGCAGAUUUAGACAUCUUAACCCAUUGAGCCACAAUGCGCCCCAGUGCAACCUACUUAUUUUUUUUACUUGUCUAACACCAGACGAUUUUACUCGUCAAUGGGAAAGCUCUGCAGCUUAAUAGGUUAAUUACCAUCAAAAGUGUAGACUUACAGUGCAUGCACUAUUAUUGUUAUUAUUUAUUUAUUUAUUUUGCCCAAUCAUUAUUGUAAUCGGGCUAGGAGUCUAAAGAAACCUUCAUAGGCUUUUAUAGUUUGAUGUAAUAUAUUGAACAACGAGAGCGAGUGUUUCACCGGGAUAUCCAAACACGAGAAAACAAAGUAUUUCAUAGAUUGUUUUCGAGUGUUUGGAUAUCCCGGUGAGACACGAGCUCAAGUUGUUUAUAUGGCUUCUCAAAUGAAUCGAGACAUUACAGAAUGUUUUCGUUUGCUGAUUUUGAAUAUAAUUUUUAACCAAGCAUAACGUAAUUAGAAAUUCUAUUUAAGUAAUUUUGCAUGCGUAAGAUAUUUGAUGAAAACACUAGUGACUUUCAUCAAAUAUCUUAAUUACGUAUGCAGCUAAACUCUUGUGGUGCUGUGUCUGACGGUGUUUGACCGCGGUAUCCAAACAGCAUCUUGUGAUGGAAUGCUUACAUGCUAUUGGUUUAAUUACUCAUGGAUUAUUAAUGAGUUUGAGAAUAUAUAAUGGAAGUCAAACCUGCAGUAAUUGAUGCAGUGCAAAGUGUAUUUGCUACACACAUGCAGUCAGGGCUUUAGGAAUGGUCAGUUGUUUUUUCUAAGAAUGUAUAUGACUGCGAUUUGUAUGCAGGCAAAAACAGUUGUUCAAUAUGGCAUUUUUUUCACAACCGUUCCUGGUCUGCCACAGCUAGGACUUAGUGUUGCAUUUGGUUAAGUUUUAAAAAUUGUGUAUAUAUAUAUAUAUAUAUAUAUAUAUAUAUAUAUAUAUAUAUAUAUAUAUAUAUAUAUAUAUAUAUAUACUCUCCUCAUAUCAUAGACCCCCAGAUGGAGGGGUGUCUGAAAAUCAGUAAACAGUAAAUUUUUUUGCAUAAUUUUUAACCGUAAAAUUUUAACGAUAUUUUAACGUUAAAUCUUUGAAAAGUGUUCUGAAAAUAUAAACAUUAUUUUUUCCUCAUGCUUCACGGAAAUUUUUAGUGUUUUCAUGACUGACGGUAACUGAAUUUGAGUGCAUCAUGAUUCACAAUAUACCCCAUCAACACCCUCUUGUAUUAUCCACCAAACCCAGCAUUCUAGACCUAGUUCGACCAAGUGAAGUGUAAAGCACAUCUUUCAUGUUCAUAGUUAUUACUUUUUUAUCCUGAAAAUAAGACAUGAACUUUAUGUAAAAAAUAUCCAGGAUCCGUUCGGAUUUUAGAAAUAUCCAGCCAUAUACCAGAUAUUGAUCGGAUUAUCUCACUAACCUGGCUGAAUAUCCAGUUGGAUAAUGAUGGCACGUGUACAGGCAUCCCUACUUUCAGUGCAGCCGCUAGCUGUGGGAAGUUUAUAAAACCACAGAAUGAUGCACACUGUCAGGGUAUGAUACAGUAAUUCAAUAUUUUUGGCCGUACCUGACUGGUACUCCAACAAUUUUUUGCCGAGUACUUGAGCUGGUACAAACUUUAAGAGUCAAGGUGUACCUAAGGCUACUUCCGAGUCUUGCGUUUUACAUGCACAUACGUGUAUAUAAUGCACGGUCUUUGACGGGAGAAAUUAAACCUUUUUGAAUUUUAUGUACCGUAUUUAAUAAAUACAUUUAUUGGUACGCAAUACAGUAUAUCGCACAUAUGUAAAACUAAAUUCUCCGCAUUUACAGUACUCAUUUAGUUAGUUAAUGAUAAACAUUUUACUGGAUUGUUAAUAACAGGAAACUUAAGAUUUCCAACAGCCUAAAACGUUUAGAUCACAUUAAAUAGUUUACUGGUCUAAAAGCGAAAACUAUGGGCAAGUUUGCAGAAACAAAGCUUUAAUGGUAUUUGUACGACAUAACAUAACAAUUUUCAAAUCGAACCAUUAUGGACAUUAGUGUUAACAAGCGUAAUUCGGAAAUCUUCGAGAUUUACAGUUACUGUUGUGAAUCCUCCACUCUAGUAGUCGAUAGCAUAUAGCGUUUACUAUGUACAAGUACUGUAGACACCAAAAACACAUAUCUCGGAUGUGUGGAAUUGCAUGCACAUGCAGCUAAAGUUAUUGACGGUUUUGAAUAUACCUUGGAAGGUUUGCUAGUUAUUGCUAAAAGGAAAAUGUGUCAGUACGCGAAUGGCAAAUUCUCAUGUACCUAUCUGGUACUUGGAUAAAAGCAAAGAAGUACCAGACCGUAAUUUCGGCGUACCUCCGGUACGUUGGUACGCGAAUUAUCGCACCCUGGAUGCAGUUGUGGCUAUUCAUCCAACAGAAUGCUAUAAAUGCAUUGUGCACAAUAAUCACAUACAAAUUUCUUGUUUCAACCUUACCUGCACCUUGGAAACACCCACCCUAACUCAUGCAUGGUUUGAAUUAGUUGAGAAAAAAACAUUGUGUAAGUUUUUUUUUAAAAACUGUUUCUCUAAAUGUUUAUAAAAUAGGUUCAUGAUUGUCUAGUUGUCUUAGCUACUCGGUCAAACACCUACUCAAUCAAACUGCAAUAAUUUCAUUAUUUGAAUACAUUUUACAUGUAAAUAUAGUUUGCAAUCUUUGAUAUACAAACUUAACACAUGCAUGACAUUAAUAAUUCAUGUGUUUGUCUGUCAUGGUGGCUAAAAUUUGACUCAUUCCAGUCUGCAAACAAAAAGUACUUUUUUAGUUGUUUAUAAAUUAUAAAACAGCAGAUUUGCUUUAUUUUAAAUAUGGAUGGAUGUUCAUUAAUCCCUAGUCUAAUUUUUUUGCACAUUGUUUGGAAAAGUGAUCAAUGUGCAAUUUUCACUAUUUGGUCCAGAAUGAUGUGCACAUUGCAUCAUUGAACCCUGAACUUCAACUGACCCGUAUAGCCCUCACCUGCAAUCAGGCCAUUUGUUGGCAGAAACUCACAUGUAUAUAGGUAUGUAUAUUUGUGAACCCUUCAGGAGGCACUGUGUUCAAAGCUGUAUGUGUAAUUGAUUACAAGGUGGUUGCCUUAACCACUUGAAUACAGCUCAGGAUUUGCUUCAAAUCAAAUCAAAAUAUGAUACUUGUCAUUAUUUGACAUGUUUGAAAAACAAAUAAUAUUAAUUUUACACAUUUAGAUCUGGUCCUUCAACUUGCAUCCAUUUCCUUUUUUUUUGGAAACAUGUGUUUUCUUAUUAACCUAGCUUUUUAAUUAAUAGAAUUUCUACGUGUAUUGUUCUCUUGGAAACUGUUUUCUGAUUGGUAGUGGGGGGAGGGGGCUGGGGGUUUUGACGUCAUUUACACAUGAACAGUCUAGGUCAAAACCGCCAGUGUGUGUGGUUUAGUAGAAUACGCGGGGUCACGGUAGAAAAUGCGUGGUGCUGUAGAAAUCGAAAUAAUCUGAACAGUUCUACUUUUACAAAUACUUUAUAAAAACAGGUUAUAUUAUGCAAAUGGUUGUCCUGAAGUAUACAGAAAUACAGAAUUGCAAACAGAAAUUCAAACAGAACCAGAUGCUGUGCUACAUGUAUAAUGCGGUGUGCUGUGUCCAUAGAUAAAAACGUAUAAACUAAACGACAAGUGCAUUAUAUGCAAAAAUAAAACAAAAGUUGGUCCGAAUAAGGAGUGCAUAAUAUUAACACACAAUUUAUUAAAACUGUAUAUUUGAAUCUAAAGCAGAUUAACCUUCAGCAGUGUUUUGCAAGAUAUGUCGUUAUAUUACAAGCGUGAGCAAUUUUAAACAAGCUACUGUAGCGUGCGCAAAGUGAUCAAUGUUAUAUGCCCCCCUCCGCUACAUCUGGUUCUUGUUUCAAAUAUCAUGAGGGAAUGGGUUCAUGAGGGAAUGGGUUCAUGAGGGACGGUUGUGUUACAAAGUAAGCAAUUUCUACUUCCACUGCAAUCUUCAGCAGUGUAAGAACUGAACGAACACAACUUUAGUGUUCGUUACCACACCAUACGCCACUUUCUUCUACCAGAACACAGAAACUACCUUAUCCAGAUCGUAGGUGUCUUGGUGUAGGGAUGCAAAAUUUUUCGACUAUACUAUAUAGUUUCGUUCAAAGUGCUGUUCAUAUUACUAAUUAGCUUCAAACACUAUAAUUAUAAAGUUGUGCAAUGCAGAUGCAAAAGAAUAGUGAAUAGACAGUGAAAUUACACAAUUUUAGCAGUGCAGUUUGUAAAUAAUUUUACUGAAACCAAAAGGUUAUUCAAAGCACAUCUUAAAAUCACUUCCUUUUGCAAGUACCGCACCGAAAUUCUAGAGGUUAUACAUUUCACUACGAAUACGGAUGUUUGUGGCUAGCGAGGCGUAUGUGUAUAGAUAUAAUUGUAGAUAUGGUUGCAGCGGAUUUAUAGACUGUGCAGUACAAUUUUGUUAGAGUUUCUCUUCAGAUUACAACAAAAAAGAGAUACAGUAAAAGAGUUUAUUCUUUUCGAUUUCUACCCGCAUCCCACAUUUUCUACCGAUCCCGCAUUUUCUACCACACCCCGUGACGUGGUACGGGGCUAUACCCAUGAUCACGCACUCCGCGUAUUCUACUAAACCAGUAUCUGUUGUGUCUGGGGAGUUCAACUGACAAGUGCAUUAUAACGAGCUCGAGGCGAAUGUGUUAAUUGGAAUCCCAUGCACUAAAUAGCAUAAAUUAUAUGUGAUAAUUGUUUAAAAUUCCACUCGACCUGGAUUAUACGUAUAACACAUUUAAUGGAAUAUCUACACUCUAUGUUCAAUAAAUUAUUUGUAUAGAUAUAUGAUCAUUGUUUUGUUUGUAUGUUCAUCCAGAUUUUUAUCCCCCCUCCCCCUAUUUCGCUUGGUGUUAUGGUUUCCGACAGCAUAAGGAAAAUAUUUUCCUGGCUAAACUUUUAUUAGUUUCUGAGUGCUGGCUUACUAAGUGCAAGUGAAAUAAUAUAUGCUGCAGAUAUAUGCUGCAGCAUACAAUAUGUUGAUUAAUAUGAGUGUAAUUGUGAUCAAUCUCUACAGUCUAUGCACAUAUGAAUGUUAUUUUGCCGCUGAUGCUAGAUUUAAAAGGGAAAGAUUACUGUAUAGGAAACUGAAAUGUCAGGCAAAAUUUUAAAAAAUGAACUGGGUGAAUAUGCACCGUUGUAAUAUCUAGGAUUAUCUCAAAUUUCCAGUACAAAUGCAUUGUAAAGUACUGUCUUUACAAUAUGUUAAAUCAUUAUCAAGCCAUUGUGUUCGUACUAUAGAUGUUACUGAAGAGUAUGGACCAAUGGAAAUUUUACUGCAUUCACCUCCACAAUUGUUAACAACAACACCUUAUGGCUGUGGUACUUUGCAGAAUGCAGAAUGCAACUUCAGUACUUUAAGUCAGCGGUGAUAUGACCUUGAGAGUUGUUAGGAUAGGCUGGGGCUUGGUUAGCAGUGGGUUAGGCCAUAGGGAUUAUGAGAGAAUAGAGUUGGCAUUGCACAAAAAAUCGAGGGACAAAGUUGAAACUUCCUAAUGGAGCAAUCUCUGAUUGGCUAAACUCGCGUUGCCCGAAUGUAAAUUCUCAUUCCCAGAUGUACUGUAAAGGCACGAUGCUUAGGAGCGGGAAUAUUACGAAAAAAGUACAACUUUGAAAACGUCGAUUUUUUCCAUUCUUAGCAUAGUUCAAGCAAGAACUAAAGGCUCAAUUCGAUGCUGAAGAGCAGUGUUUUGUUCACGACUUCGGCAUGUUUAAAUUUUUAUCAUUUUCCACGACAUUUUCACCAUAAAUACAUGUAAGACAGUCAGGACUGUCGAUAAGCCAGGGUGAUUACUUGAAUUGAAGCCGAAAGGUGGAGAAAAUAUAUUUUGUUGGUUUUACAGUACAUCCGGGUAUUUGCCCAAGUAGAAUGCUUGAAGCUUUGCCCUUUUUGUUUCCCUUUCCCAAAUUUCUUGCCGUUUCUGUAUGAAUUGGGCUUCCUCCCAGCGUCCCGCAUUAUUACACAGGAUCUGAAAUCUCCAGUAUUCUGAUAUGCACAGGAUAUUUAAUUUAGUUAUGGAUACUAAACCAUGAAUGACAUGUAUACUGUACGCGAACUGGAUACCGGAAGUUUCAAUUAUUAGCAUAACGUUCAAAUCACUUUUGAAUACUAUGAGUUUACCAGCAUGAAAGUAAACAGCCUUUAUUUUCACAUUCAAAACUACAAAUUUUACAAAGGUUCAUGUGAACAUUAAACACGAUAAUCAUUUGCCAUAUAUGAGGUGAUAAAUUGUGAUAUAGCCUGGAAAUAAGGGUCUAUUAAACUGCACACAUAAUCUCGUUAAUUCUGCAUGCGCUUCAUUAUAAUAUUUAUUUAUUGAAAUAUCUAUAUACAGUAACCUAUUGUACAGUGUAUAUUGUACAUCGUAUUUCCACUAAAAAUGAUUAUGAAAUACUGUCUGGUUAGCACAUUCCCGAUCUCCAUUUUGUUUAUGGCUAUAUACAUUACUGGGAUAUAUGUAUGCAAGUGCCAAUCAAUCCUGUGAAUACUGACACAUCAUUCUAGCAGUUUACUUCCAAGAAACAUGCAGCAGAAAUAGUCGAACAUGCACACGGGCCCUGUUGGAAGGAAAUUUUAAACACCAACAGGAAAUAUUAAUAGGUUGAAUUUUUUGUUUAGAUCUUCUAGCUAAGUAUUAGUCGACUAGUUUUAAUGCAUUCUGUAGGCUACGGAUAUGCAAGGAACGUUUUACUGACUUUACCUGAUUUUAGUAAAACAGGCGGAAACAUUCCUUAUUGAAUAUUGUAUAUAUGAGACUUUCUACGAUACAGCACGCCGCCUUUACUUUAAAGUGCAAUUGUUACUUCAAUGAUACAGUAUAUGCUAAAAUAUAAUAUGAUUAUAUUUUUAUAGACAUAUGUCAGAGAAUGUCACCACCACACAUUUGGAGAGGACAGUGGCAAAACCAAGAGAAACCGUGAGAUAGUUUAAUGUCUUUAUGUUGUAACAAAGUUAGUGAUAGUUGUUUUCAACUAAACUGAUAUUCGAACAACCACGUACCUAUACAGAAGGGUACUUCUCCUUAUGUAUGACAAUACCCUUCGCAUAAUGAUCUACAUUAUAUAUAUACACAUUUUAUAAUUUACGUGUGUAGUGCAUAAAAGCUUUACUUUGUGUUGAAUGCGGUGAAAGGGCGGUGCAAAAUUACUUACUGCUACAGUGUAUAAAGAUUAACGUGAAUUUAUCGAACCCGACAGUAGACCCACUUGAAGAGGACGUCACGAUGUUUGGUCGUUAAGUAUUUUUGUAGCAAUUAUUGUUCACUUUGACCUUUUAUAAUGUGUACUUUUUUGUUUUGUAGGUUACUGCUGUUGGAAGAAUAGUGCACAUAACGCAACUUUCGAAAACUGUUAUGGGGAUUGCCAUUCACGUCCCAAAUUCUGAAUUCAAGUUUAAAGCUGGACAGUGGUAAGUAUCAACCACGGUUGCACGAAUUUUAUGUAUACAUGCAGUUUACAGUAUAAUGUACGUUUUUGUUUGUUUGAUUAAUAUGUCACAUACAAUACAAUCAUAUAGUACAGUACAGUAUAUGAGGAAGUUUGCAUUGCCAGCGUGAAAACCCUGAAAUGUGUCAAAAAAACAAUCUGCUAGCCAAGUCUUUUACAUAUGUACACUGGUACUUUGAGGUAUUUUAUACGCCAGUGAUAAACUACUUUUGAGUUUGUAAAUUUAAUACCUGCAUACAUGUAUACGUACUUCUCGAACGGACUUGCAUUUAAAGAGGAAUUCAAGGCGAGAGUAGAGUUAAUUUAUGGACUUUAUUACCGCAGUAUGAUACCGCAAUGGUUUCCUUUAUAUGGGAAGUUGUAAUACAGUGUUAUAUACCUCGCCUGUCGUGACCGCAGUAUACAUGAAUAGAGAAUUUGAGCAAGACAACGAAGUCGGACGACGACGACGUGGUUGACAAUUUUUGCCUGUCUUGCACAUUACCUUGCACAUUCUGAGUUUAGGGUCAGGAGUGAAGACAGAUUAGAGAUUUAUGCCUAGCUGUUUGUGAAUGGUGACCCAAAUCCUUACCCUGAUCAGGAUAAAACAGCGAGACAUGAAUCCAUAUCCCGUCUUCGUCUUCUGCCUUCGUUCACAACGAAUAUUUUGGCAAAAUUCGUUGUGAAACUCGUUCUGCACGAAGGCAGAAGGACAAAGACGGGAUAUAGUUUCAUGUCUCGCUGUUUUUUCUGGAUCAGGGCAAGAAUUAUGGUCAGUAUUCAUAAACAUCAACACAUGGGAAGACACGUUGUGCAACCACCAGUGACGUCUAACUCAGUAUGAGCAAGAUAAUGUACAGACGGCAAAUAUUGUCAAGUAUGCCUUCGUCUUCGUACUUCGUUGUCUUGCUCAAACUCUCUAAUACCAUUAGUACGAGGACGGAUCAAAAAGUUCUGCCACUUGUCCGUGAUUUCUUAUAAUUCAAACACAACUUAAAACAUUACAGUCACAUUCCCUCAAAGUAGCUUCGUUCGACUUCCAUUACAUCGUUACACCCUCGUUCUCCAUUCCUGAAAGCAUUGGCGGUAUUCUGAAGUACUGUAGGUAUGUCCCUCAUCGCUACAUGGACGGCUUUAGCAAGGUCUUGGAUCCUUGAAAACGGCCUUCCUGCAAUGGUAGCUUUUGUUUUUGGAAAGAGCCAGAAAUCGUAAGGAGUGAGGUCACCGAGUAUGGUCGAUGUUCUAUCAAAUGGAUACCAUUGUGAUCAAGAUACGUCUGUGUAAGGCGUGAUUUGCGAGGAGAUGAAUUGUCAUGAUGCAAUUGAAUUUUGCGACAGAUUGUGACCCUCUGCUCUGUUGUCAACUGACGAAGGACCCAUCUUGCACGCUUCUUUGACCAACAAAAUUGCUCAUGGAUGAUGGUACUGUAUGUCCACUUCCGUACCCUAUCCCAAGUUCCAAGGCGAGAAAUCUCAGUGUUUAUAGUUAUAGUUGGGUAACUUGGGUCUUCUGCAAUUAACGCCUCUGCUCUUUUCACUGAACUGUCGGUCACAGAUGUCGUUGGUCUCCCAGCACGUGCUUCAUCUUGAACACUCUCUCUGCCAUCAGCAAAAUACUGAAUCCAUCGGGAAAUUGUGCGAAUGGUCAUGGUCACAAUAAACCUUCACAGGCUCUCCAUGGCUAGGUCUUGCUCAAAUACCAAGUUUAUAUCUAGUGCAAAUGAAAAAAACUGGAUGUGCUCCUUUCUAGGGCACAUGGCAAGCCAAAUAAGCGUCUGAAUAAACUAUCUGCCAGAUUCUAUAGAAGCAUUAUAUAAGCACCAACUUUGCAUAACAACUGUGAUAAGAAUGCGGCUACACAUCAACAUAACAAAAUAUAGAAGCAUAAUUACUUUAAUUGGGACUUCAUGGCAACCUCUGGUGAUACUGUAGAGCGUUUUGAUGCGCCCUCGUAAUUCACCUGCAUGGGGCCUGUUGUACGAAAGGCGUUAAACUUGAACGGUGUUUAGCCACUAUCCAGCGGAUAAAUUCCCUAUCCGUCGGCUAGUUAACCGCCUGAUAAAAUGGAGUUAUACGAAGCCUGUUUAGUACAGCGUUUAACUAUCCAUAGGAUAACCUUCAAUUUAACUGCAGAAACCGGAUUUGCCUGAAAUUUCUUACCUAUACGUCAGCUGUUGGUAGGCAUUCGUGAACUUUCGAAGCUUUAUGUAACUUAGGAAUUCCACUAAGCUUUUGUAAUAAAGUUUGUUGUUUCUAUUUGAAGUUUUCUCGUCCAUUCGUUUGCAAUGCUAUGUCAAACUUUUCAUUUCCACAUAGGGUAGUGUUGAGUUUCACGUUCACUUAUAUCGAUAGUUCUUUAAAGAUUUUUGGCUUCUCUAUGCGAAGAGUCGAAGGGAAUGGCAAAAUCUGUGAGAUGUGUUGUAUUCUUUCAGUUGAUUCAGUUUUGUACUGUUUGAAUAUUCCUUGGCCUUGCACUAUACGGAUAGCGAAUUAAACGGUGGACAGCGACUUAAAAGCCUUUCAUACAACCGGCCUCUGGUCAAGUACCUGUCCCUGUUAGAAUAUAAAAAUAAGGCGGAGCAAUUUCCAUUGGAAAUUUUGUUGGGAUUUGUCGGGCACACACUCAUUUAUUAGAAAAACCUUCCAUAGAGUACUGUAUAUCUUGAAACAUUUUUCGUUAUAAACAAGCAAGGUGUAAAUGAAGUGUUAAUCCAGUGUGACAGAUAAUUAUGUUGUGCGUGCAAAAUAUAACAGGCAGAUGCGGCACGCUGUACUUACAUUGAUUUAAAUGUACCUGAACUGUUUUAACUUUCGUAAAGAAAACAGCAUGUACUGUACAGUACAAAGUAAUAAUACACCCCACUGGUUACCCUGGAUUCCAGAGCCUUCGACAGUGAAUAAUAAAUUGAAACGUCGCGAAGGCUCUGGUUCAAUGGGAAGAUUCUUUGAUUAAACCGCGCCAAUCACAAAACAGAAUUAGCUGUUUUAGUACAGAAUCUGCACUAAAACCACUAAUUCUGUUUUGUGAUUGGCGCGGUUUAAUCAAAGAAUCUUCCCGUUGAACCAGAGUCUUCGCGACGUUUCAAUUUAUUAUUUACUGUCGAAGGCUCUGGAAUCCAGGGUACCCACUGGUAAGAAAUUGUUCAAACGAAUUAUCGUGAUAAUUUCCUAUUUGUUGAAUGAGUGUUAUAAAACUGUAUCUGCGUAUUUUAGGGUGGAUUUUAUGAUUCCCGGGGUUGAAACUGUUGGAGGAUUCUCCAUGAAGUCCAGUCCAAGAAAAUUAGAAAAACACCGAAUAAUUGAAUUGGCUGUGAAAAAGAGUGACCAUCCUCCUGCACAUUGGGUGCAUUCAGAGGUACACUAUAAUUUCCUAUUGAUACCCGAGUAAGUAUUAUUGCUAGAAAGUUGGCAGUAUUAAGACCCAAUUAAGAAGUACAGUAACUUAGAAAAAGAGAUUGUAGAACGGGAUUAUCGAGGUAUUGCGUUCAUGUGGCUAGCCUGGUAGACCGCAAGGGAUAAGAGAUAAUAACAGGAUGAUCAACAGUCUGGACAGAGCAACUCCUCUUUUGUUGAAGGGUUAUGAAUAUAUACUGUAGUUUAAAUUAUGAAACCUUUAUAUUUUAGCCUUGCUGCAUGCAAAGUAUGCAAAAACAUAGACUUUAGAAUAUUGAUAAUUUGAUAUAUGAGCCUUAACAUUUAAAAUAUUUUAGACUCAAUAUGAUACACAACUUGAGACAGUUUAUAAAACAUAUAUAUUUACUUUCUGCCCCCCAAACGAUUGUCUUUACGCUUUGGCAAACUCAAUUCCGCACUUAAGUACUUAAGCUGGUACUCAAAUACUUAGGUUAAGUACUUCAGUUAAGGACUUAAGUUGGCACUAAGUAGUUAAACUGGCACUUAAAGCACUUGAAAGUACUUAAGGUGGUUCCUUACUGUUUUCUGCAAUUGGAAAAUCACGGGCAGCAUUUUCUAUAACUCUGAUACUAUUCGCUUUACGACCAGUAACCAUUCUUAAAAAAAUCCGCCCUAAAUGGUAAAUUUUCGUCUAGCCAAAAAACAUUAGGGAGCCAUCUUAAUAAAAGAUAAUUGCGAAUUUCGAAUAAAUGAAAGUUUUUUUUAAGGGUGAGCGGUGAAAGUUUCGGAAAGCAUAUCCAGUUAUAUGACCCGUCGACGCCUUAGUAUUUAAUGAAGAUCAGUGAAGAAUUAUAUUUUAUUUCAGUAGGGUGGCCAUUCUCCUCUUGCUCAUGCCCACAUUUCGAUUUUGUGACUGUUUUAGUGUCAUGUCGGAGACAAAGUGUCGUUAAAAGUUGGUGGCGACUUUUUUUACGAUUCUACGUCUGAAAAUUCUAAAGAAUUGUUGUUCAUAGCUGGUGGAGUUGGAAUUAAUCCAUUGUACUCCAUCUUGCAAGAAAUCAACGGAUCAUUGAAAGACGGUCAGCUCAAUAAAGAUGUAAAAGUGGAACUUCUGUAUUCGGCUUCUAGCUUAGACGAACUGAUUUUCAAG
Paramuricea clavata is the source of this 17715-nucleotide messenger RNA. Lineage: Eukaryota; Metazoa; Cnidaria; Anthozoa; Malacalcyonacea; Plexauridae. The record is from the annotation of a GenBank genome assembly.